UUGUGCACCUAAGGACGUAGUCUGUAGGUAGCUAAAGCUGAGUGAGAGUUUGAGAGAGAGAGAGAGAGAUGGAGACUGAGCAACAGGUAUCGAACGAAGCCAUGGCAACGGUGGCUGAGAAGGCACCAAUCACCGUGGAGAGGAAGGUCCGCAAUGAUCUGGAGACCAAGCUCCCCAAGCCUUACAUGCCUAGAGCUAUGACUGCUCCUGAUACGGAGAACAUCAAUGGCACAUGGGGACAUAAGCAUUGUAAUAUGUCUGUGCUUCAGCAGCAUGCAGCUUUUUUCGACCAAGACAAGGAUGGUAUCAUCUACCCUUCCGAGACAUAUAGAGGAUUUCGUGCACUCGGGUUUAAUGUCGUUGCUUCUUUCAUUUUCAUGGUUCUUGUCCAUGCAACAAUGAGUUAUGCAACUCUGCCUACAUGGAUGCCUUCACCUUACUUUGCAAUACACAUCGAAAACAUACACCGGGCAAAGCAUGGAAGUGACUCAGGGGCCUAUGACACAGAGGGAAGGUAUAUUCCGGCAAAUCUUGAGAACUUGUUCAGCAAGUACGCCUGUACCGUGCCUGAUAAGCUCACCUUCAAGGAGCUUUGGCACAUGACUCAAGCUAACCGUGACGCCUUUGAUUUCUUUGGCUGGAUUGCAAGUAAACUGGAAUGGGGAGUUCUGUAUGUUCUUGCAAAAGAUGAACAUGGCUACUUGGCAAAGGAAGCCGUGAGACGCUGUUUCGAUGGAAGCUUGUUCGAAUACUGUGCCAAGUCGCAGAAGGGUGCUGUUGGUAAACUGGGAUGAGGAGGAGAGCAUCAUAGUUUAUGACCCGUUGGUUUGUGUUUGUAU
This is a messenger RNA of Prunus dulcis (almond), 839 nucleotides long. Its product is annotated as peroxygenase-like. The record is from RefSeq and is a predicted model, not a curated record. Lineage: Eukaryota; Viridiplantae; Streptophyta; Magnoliopsida; Rosales; Rosaceae. The transcript has 6 exons. The coding region runs from base 69 to 794 and encodes 241 amino acids. Gene Ontology annotation, molecular function: monooxygenase activity; calcium ion binding.